Molecule: messenger RNA, 1476 nt
Organism: Dunckerocampus dactyliophorus (ringed pipefish)
Lineage: Eukaryota; Metazoa; Chordata; Actinopteri; Syngnathiformes; Syngnathidae
Gene: eri1
Product: exoribonuclease 1
Exons: 7
Coding region: 313-1314 (333 amino acids)
Biological process (GO): exonucleolytic trimming to generate mature 3'-end of 5.8S rRNA from tricistronic rRNA transcript (SSU-rRNA, 5.8S rRNA, LSU-rRNA)
Cellular component (GO): nucleolus; cytoplasm
Molecular function (GO): 3'-5'-RNA exonuclease activity; nucleic acid binding
Source: RefSeq, a predicted model, not a curated record
UGUUGUGAAUUUGAACGCCACACCGGAAGUCCACUCGGCUGAAAAAGUUGAACAUAAAUUUGUGCGGUCUUGACUGUCAAUGGCUGCUUCCGCCCAGAAGUCAAAUCAUCAAACGGCAACCGCGGAUUUAUUUUUGUACUAAUUUCACAACGACAAGAAGAGGCGAGUAUCUAGACUGGAUUCGGCUUUGGAGGUGCGAGCGCUCCAAUCUCACCCGUUAGCCAUGUUGUUAGCCGACGUUAGCUAGCGCGGCAGAAACGGUACUCGUUCGGCGUUUGUUUGUUUUCCCCUGUUUUUGUGGAUGAAUUUUAAAUGGACGAGCUCAAGGAAAACAUCCACGGCCAGGACGCCAAUGUGAAGAUGUCCAGCGGAGAAGAUGAUAAGGUGAUACGUCCCGCCGGAGGCGAUGCCUCGGAGGCGAGCCAGUCCAGCAGCGACUUCAGCCACCCCGUCUACAAAGAGAUCGCUUUGGCCAACGGUCACAUCAACCGCAUGACCAGGGACGAGCUCCGCAGCAAGUUGGCGGAGCUGAAGCUCGACACCAGAGGCGUGAAGGACGUGAUGAAGAAGAGGCUGAAGAGCCACUACAAGAAGCAGAAGCUGACGCAGUCGGCCGCCGAGGGGGGCGGGGCCGACACCUACUACGACUACAUCUGCGUGGUGGACUUCGAGGCCACGUGCGAAGAGGACAACCCGGCCGACUUCCUGCACGAGAUCAUCGAGUUCCCCGUGGUUCUCAUUAGCACGCACACCUUGGAGAUUGUGGACACCUUCCAGGAGUAUGUCAAACCGGAGUUGAACCCCAUGCUGUCGGACUUCUGUGUCAAGCUCACGGGAAUAACACAGGAAAUGGUGGAUGCGGCCGACACCUUCCCGGUGGUUCUGCAGCACGUGGUGGCGUGGCUGCAGGAGAGGGAGCUGGGCACUAAAUAUAAAUACACUUUCCUCACCGACGGAGCGUGGGACAUGAGCAAGUUCCUCAACAUGCAGUGUCGCAUCAGCCAGAUCCGAUACCCGCACUUUGCCAAGAAGUGGAUCAACAUUCGCAAGUCCUACGGCAACUUCUACAAGGUCCCGCGCACUCAGACCAAGCUGAGCACCAUGCUGGAAAAGCUGGGCCUGCAGUACGAAGGCCGCCCUCACUCGGGCCUGGACGACUCGCGCAACAUCGCUCGCAUCGCGCUGCGCAUGCUGCAGGAUGGCUGCCAGCUGCGCGUCAAUGAGCGCAUGCACGGCGGCCAGCUGCUGGCCGUGCCCAGCUCGGUGCCGGUGGAGGGAGCGCCGCCCCCCCGCUGGCCCAGCACCCGCAAGUAGGCAAACUCUGUAACUCUCUUCUCAAGACACCAGCACGGAACACCUUGAGAUGAAUUCCACACCUGAUGCUGCUACAUGCUCAGCUUUUCAUCUGAGUUGUAUGUCUGAUCUGUUUUAACACAAAUAAACCACAACAGCCAAACUCCAAAGACAUGCUUUUAU